CUUUGUAUUUUGUAAAAAGUCGCAUCUGCUGUUUUAAGAAAUAUGGAAAUCCCAAUAAUAGAGUUGAACAACGGAGUCAAAAUGCCAAUGGUUGGGUUGGGCACCUCUAAAGCAAAGAAACCCAACGAACUUCGAGAAGCUGUGAAGGUCGCUAUUGAUGCCGGGUAUCGUCACUUUGACUGUGCUUGGAUUUACGGCAAUGAGAAAGAGGUAGGAGAUGGUAUAAGGGACAAAAUAGAGGAUGGGACGGUUAAAAGGGAGGACCUGUUUAUCGUGAGCAAGUUAUGGCGAGCUUAUAGUCGACCUGAGCUUAUGGACGAAUGCUUUAACGAAUCUUUACGUCGGCUUGGUGUCGAUUACUUCGAUCUUUACCUUGAGCAUUUUCCAAAUCCUACCAUGCAUGGCGGACCUGGAGUUCUAGAACUUAUAGAGAAUGGUAAAAGCGUUGAAGACUUAAGCAUUGAUUACGUCACAGUGUGGAAGAAUAUGCAGAAAUAUUUAGAAUCUGGAAAAGCACGCGCGUUGGGUGUUUCCAACUUUAAUGAAUUCCAGAUGUCUCGUUUGUUACGUGAGUGUGACGUCAUACCGGCUGUCAAUCAAAUCGAAAGUCAUCCUUAUCUCAACAAUGAUAAACUCGUUAAAUUGUGUCAAUCCCGACACAUUGCGGUGGUGGCGUAUUGCCCACUUGGGUCAGCUGAAAGGAUUAACGUUAGUACUCUCGGGUCCCCUCUACUGGAUGACCCUGAGCUGAACCACAUUGCUCUCAGGUUAGGGAAAACCCCUGCUCAAGUCGCGUUGCGUUUCAACAUCCAAAGAAAUAUCCUGGUGAUUCCUAAAAGUGUAACGACAUCGAGGAUAAAGGAAAACAUGGACAUCUUUGAUUUUAAGUUGACAGACGACGACAUGAAGGUUAUCUACGGGUUGAAUCGAAACAGAAGAUAUCUUACAGCUCAUUUUUAUAAUUUCUAUGCUCACCAUAAGUUUAACCCAUUCAGGGAAAAUUAUAAUGAAGAUUAGACCAAAGUAAAUCUAUAGCAAUUAUUAGGACAAUGAAACAACUCGGUUUAAAUUCAAAGUCCAUUGGAUUGCAGUAAUUAAGACAUUACCCAUAUAGAAUAAAGACUUGCGAAUAUAUAGGAUCCAAACCUACAUGAACAUGGCCUACUAUGGGGACAUGAUAGGAACAAAUCAAAUCACUCUACUUUGGUCCUAUUUUUACCCCAUAGUAUGUUAGCACUAUAUAUGGUUAUUUACUGGUAAUCCCUUCGCUUGGUUUAAUUUAUUUGACCUAUGUUAUCAUAUUCAAAAAAAUAAAAAAAAUCAUCUUA
This is a messenger RNA of Ciona intestinalis (vase tunicate), 1328 nucleotides long. Its product is annotated as aldo-keto reductase family 1 member B7. The record is from RefSeq and is a predicted model, not a curated record. Lineage: Eukaryota; Metazoa; Chordata; Ascidiacea; Phlebobranchia; Cionidae. Gene Ontology annotation, molecular function: oxidoreductase activity.